ACGACCAGCAUUUCAACAAGAUGUCGAGUUCUGCGGUUUCUCUGUACCUUGACCCCCAAAUUCGUGACUGGGUGCUGUUCCCAAUCACCGUGGUCAUGAUUUUGGUGGGCAUCCUGCGGCACUAUGUUGUCUUGCUUCUCCAGUCGCAUCCGAAAAAGCUCCCGCGAGCAGCGAUUCGUGAGCAGCGGGCCUUGAUGCGCUCGCAGAUUCUGCGCUCAUCAUCUGCUAAUUCCCCAAUACCUCCAACGUACUAUGAAGCCAUUUCGCGACAUCUGUCACAAGCAUUUCUGGAUGGAAUAUAUUUGAAGGACGGCCCGCCUCAGGGCGACACGCCAUCGGCACCUCCCAAUCCCCUCACCGACCCCGGCCAGAUGGACGGGAUGAUGGCGGGCAUGAAGACUCAGAUGGUGAUGAUGGUUCCACAAAUGAUUAUUAUGGGCUGGAUCAAUUUCUUCUUCCAAGGAUUCGUGCUAAUAAAAUUGCCAUUCCCCUUGACCCUUGGGUUCAAGUCGAUGCUUCAGCGAGGGAUCGAAACUCCAGAUAUGGACGUUCGCUGGGUUUCGUCUCUCUCGUGGUAUUUCCUCAACUUCUUCGGCCUGAAUGGCCUUUACCGACUGAUUCUUGGAAAUGACAAUUCUGCCGACUCCUCGCGAGAUAUGACGACACCAUUUGCUGCCGCCGUCACAGCCCCUCAAGGCCCACAAGCCCAGGAUUACAACAAGUUGUUCAAGGCGGAGCGCGACAACCUCGAGUUUGCGGAAGGCUUGUACUCUUGGGUCGGCAAAGAUGUAGAAAGCACCAUUCUGAAGAAGUACGGCCGUUUACCUGCCGAUUACGCGAAUAUCUAAAUUUUAUACCGACGUCUACCCGAUGUAUGGAGAUGAGCUCUUCCGCAGAUAUGACCCAUAGUACAGAUACAAUGUUGUCUACGUAACAAAGCGAGAAUACAGUUUAUUAUUACAGUUCGAUUAUCACCAUUGUCCAGACAGCAGGUUUGUAGCAGGCCAUGAAGGCCAAAAAUGUGAUGCAAUACGGGGUUCUAAUUGCGCUUGACAUGAAGGCUGAGUAACAAGUGUGGUGCAGGUGUCCUUCAGUUGUCGGAGGCUAGUCUGCCGCGGUGUAAGUUGCACUGAAAAACGCUAUACCAGACCAUCAUAUAAUGAUAGGGC
Messenger RNA from Laetiporus sulphureus 93-53, 1169 nucleotides. RefSeq lists its product as uncharacterized. Bases 21 to 848 code for a protein of 275 amino acids. Lineage: Eukaryota; Fungi; Basidiomycota; Agaricomycetes; Polyporales; Laetiporaceae. The transcript has 6 exons. Gene Ontology annotation, cellular component: EMC complex; membrane. Gene Ontology annotation, biological process: protein folding in endoplasmic reticulum. The record is from RefSeq and is a predicted model, not a curated record.